UGUCCAGAACGUUGACAUUCAAAGUAACAUAAUAUUCAAAGUAAACUGGUGGGUUCUCAUCUGAUCCUUUUCUCCUCACGACCUUUCUUGCUUAAUGGGUUGAUGAUGAUCAUCUGCUGAAAAUGGCAUAGCACAAGAAACCGAAAACAAUAAUUCGAAAACGAAAAGCAUGAUGAAGUUCAUCUUACGCUCUAUCUUACUUCUCUUCGUGUCACGAGCAUGCCUCAUUUUUGUAGCGUCAACAGCUCUGCCAGUCGACAUGAUAUUGCAAACUCAGUCCAUCAGAGAUGGGGAGACGAUCGUCUCGAGUGGAGGCAACUUCGAGCUCGGGUUCUUCAGCCCCGCGAGUAAUUCUCCCAAACGGUAUCUUGGAAUAUGGUACAAGGAGAUUUCUAACGGUACUGUGGUCUGGGUUGCCAAUAGGGAUUCCCCGUUGUUUGAUUCUUCUGGAGUGGUGAAGAUCGUCGAUCAGAGGACCCUCGUAGUUUUAAAUGGGGAUGAUCAAGCUGUCUGGUCCUCCAACUCGUCAGGACCUGGAUUGGGCAACCUGAUUGCGCAGCUGUUGGACUCAGGCAAUCUUGUACUGAGACAGAAAAAUGACUCUGACCCGGAGAACUACCUGUGGCAGAGCUUUGAUUAUCCUGGUGACACAUUCUUGCCCGGUAUGAAGUACGGGAUUGAUCUUGUUACGGGGAUGAAUCGGUACUUGACCUCUUGGAAGAGCCCCAACGAUCCAUCCACUGGUGAAUACACAAACAGGAUGGAUUCCAAUGGAGUCCCGCAGCUCUACAUGAGGAAGGAUUCAGAGAUUCAGUUUCGGUCUGGGCCGUGGAAUGGACUGCGGUUCAGCGGGAUGCCAAACCUGAAACCAAACCCAAUAUAUGAAUUCCAGUUCGUAUUCACAGACCAGGAAGUGUAUUACACUUACAACCUCACUGAUAGCUCGGUCGUCUCACGAAUGGUUUUGAAUACUAAUGGCGAGCUGCAGCGCUUCACCUGGAUCAGCCACACGCAAGGAUGGAAUCUCUACUUGACGGCUCAGACGGACAACUGCGACCGUUACAACUUGUGCGGGCCACACGGGAUCUGCGACAUCAACAAUUCCCCGGCCUGUGGAUGCCUGAAGGGGUUUGUCCCCAAGUUCGUGCAGUACUGGGCGAUAUCUGAUUGGUCAGGAGGGUGCACGAGGAAGAAGCCUCUUGAUUGUAGGGAAGGGGAAGGGUUCCUGAAGUAUUCUGGGAUUAAGGUGCCUGAUACGCAGAAUUCAUGGUACAACAAGACGAUGAAUCUGAAGGAGUGUUCCAAGGUAUGCCUGAAGAACUGUUCUUGCACGGCUUAUGCGAACAUGGACAUUAGGAAUGGAAGUAGUGGCUGUGUGCUUUGGUUCGGGGACCUGAUCGAUAUAAGGUAUUACAGUGAGAACGGGCAGGAUGUUUACAUUAGAUUGGCGGCAUCAGAAUUAGAGGCAUACAGGAGCUCAAAAGGGAAGAAACGGAUGAAGCUGAUCGUUAUCCCGGUGAUGUGUGCUGGAGUCCUUGCGCUUUGCUUCAUAUUCUUCAUCCUUAAAAUGAGGAGUAAGCAGCCUAUGAAAGAAGCAAUAACCCCACAGAAUCCAGAAGAAGAUGACACAGAUGGGAGCGAGAAGACAGAUUUGGAGCUACCGUUAUUUGAUGUUGGGACCAUAAUGGCUGCGACCAACAAUUUCUCAUCGGAAAGUAAGCUUGGGCAGGGCGGUUUUGGACCUGUUUACAAGGGCAUAUUGACUGAUGGACAAGAAAUAGCGGUGAAGAGGCUCUCGAAGCGUUCCCGACAAGGGCUCGGCGAGUUCAAGAAUGAAGUUUUAUGUAUAUCGAAACUCCAGCACCGCAAUCUUGUGAAACUACUGGGAUGUUGCAUACAUGAAGCGGAAAGGAUGCUCAUCUAUGAAUAUAUGCCAAACAAGAGCUUGGACUUCUUCAUAUUCGAUCAAAGGCGAAGAGCGACACUCGAAUGGCCAAAACGUUUCUGGAUCAUCAACGGGAUUGCUCGCGGGCUACUGUAUCUUCAUCAGGACUCGAGAUUGAGGAUCAUACAUAGAGAUCUGAAGGCUAGCAAUAUUCUCCUGGACCGGGACAUGAACCCCAAGAUAUCAGACUUUGGGAUGGCUCGGAGCUUCAGAGGAGACGAAAGUACUGAAGGGAACACGAAUAGAGUUGUCGGAACAUAUGGUUACAUGUCUCCAGAAUACGCGAUUGAUGGCCUCUUCUCAGUGAAGUCAGAUGUUUUUAGCUUCGGGGUGCUGGUCCUAGAGAUAGUGAGUGGAAAAAGAAAUCGAAAAUUCAGUCACCCGGAUCACAAAAUGAACCUACUAGGCCAUGCGUGGAGGCUCUCUAUGGACAUGAAGUUACAUGAGUUGAUCGACGAAUCAAUAAGGGAAUCGUGCAAUGAGGCGGAGAUGCUACGAUCUGUUCACGUCGCGCUAUUGUGUGUUCAACAGAGCCCGGACGAUAGGCCGAACAUGUCGAAAGUUGUACUUAUGUUGAGUAGUGACAUCUCUCUGCCACAGCCUAAAGAGCCGGGAUUCUUCAACGAAAGGGACCUCUUGGACAUGGAAUAUUCUACCUCUAAAAACAACAUCUCGAUCAGCACUAAUGGUAUAACUGUCACUGCACUCGAGGGCCGAUGAACAGGUCUCCCAUUGCGUGGUUUUUCCAUAUUAUGCGUGGUCUCCAAAUUCUUGUUCUCACACAGAAUGCAAUACACAGAAGGGAGUGAGAUAUAAAUUUGUUCUUUGCUGCAUUGCAAGGUUUUACAUUGUAAUUACAUUUUAUUUCGUUUUCCUUGCUGCAGUUUUUCUUUCCCUUCUGACUGCUUUUCCAAAUUGAGUCACUAAUGAUCAUGAAACGCAUCGAUCCUAACUGCCCCCCAUGAAACCCGAGUUAUUCUCUCCGCCGCUAUGAUCCUUUUUCUUUUUUCUUUUUUCUGUAUCGUGUGUUUCCUGGAAUUUUAGUCGAAUAACUAUCGUUAUUUUCCAUAUAGGA
Messenger RNA from Punica granatum (pomegranate), 3020 nucleotides. NCBI's taxonomy places the organism in Eukaryota, Viridiplantae, Streptophyta, Magnoliopsida, Myrtales, Lythraceae. The record is from RefSeq and is a predicted model, not a curated record.